Messenger RNA from Salvia miltiorrhiza (redroot sage), 1238 nucleotides. Its product is annotated as coatomer subunit zeta-1-like. Bases 348 to 899 code for a protein of 183 amino acids. The transcript is spliced from 6 exons. NCBI's taxonomy places the organism in Eukaryota, Viridiplantae, Streptophyta, Magnoliopsida, Lamiales, Lamiaceae. Gene Ontology annotation, cellular component: COPI vesicle coat. Gene Ontology annotation, biological process: intra-Golgi vesicle-mediated transport; intracellular protein transport; retrograde vesicle-mediated transport, Golgi to endoplasmic reticulum. The record is from RefSeq and is a predicted model, not a curated record.
GAGCUUAGAAAAUUAUUGAAUUUUAAUCUUAGACUUCACCGUUUACAAAAACAAUACCACCAUCGAUGAAUCGACAUAGGGUCACCCUCAUCCUAAUAAAUAAAUGAAUUAGAUACUACAUCUAGGGAAUCGAAUAAUGCAUAAUAUUUAUCUCAAAUUGACCAAGAAUUUAAUUUCAACUAUUAAUAGAUUGGGCUUAUACAAAACCUCGUAGUAUUGGGCCAUAUUUUUUAACUUGCAAUCUACAUUUUGAUCGCAACAAAUUCAGCUGCAAAACUUUCAGAUUCAGUUAUUUUAACUUGCAAUCUACAUUUCUCUCGAAAAAAUUAAUCUCAUCGCUUGCAGCAAUGGCCACGUUUCUCAGUCAUGAGACUUGCCCUACUAUAAAGAACAUACUUUUGCUGGAUUCCGAGGGGAAGCGCAUUGCAGUUAAGUACUACUCAGAUGACUGGCCGACGAAUGCUGCAAAGCUUGCAUUCGAAAAAUCUGUUUUUACAAAGACUCAAAAAACCAAUGCUCGGACUGAAGCGGAGAUAACAAUGCUGGAGAACAACAUAAUCGUGUAUAAGUUUGUUCAAGAUCUGCACUUCUUUGUGACUGGGGGAGAUGAUGAAAAUGAGCUGAUCCUAGCUACUGUUCUACAAGGAUUCUUCGAUGCAAUCACCCUUCUCCUUAGGAACAAUGUCGACCAAAGAGAGGCGCUUGAGAACUUGGAUAUGAUUCUCUUAUGCCUUGAUGGAAUCGUGGAUGGAGGGAUUAUUCUCGAAACAGACGGUAGUAUUAUUGCUGGAAAAGUAGCCAUCCAUAGCAUGGAUGAUGGUGCACCAUUGUCAGAGCAGACAAUAUCUCAGGCACUGGCCACUGCACGCGAGCAUCUGACAAGAUCGCUUCUGAAAUGAAGCAAUUUCACACCAGCUAAGCGCGAUUAUUUUGAUGAUAUUCUCUGGUAUUAUAGUUUUUCAUGCUUAUGAUUCAUUAUUCGAGUACCAUAUAAUCUUCUUUGGCCAUCAAAACAUAGUACCAUGAAAUCGAAAACUACUUGUGUGAAAUAUUUUGGAGGCCUCUUUGUGCAGAGAAUGGCAUCUCCUAUAGCAUGUGUUGUUCAGUUUGAGAAUAACAGUCUUUUUGUUCAUGGAAACCUUAGUAUAAGUUUUGGGAGAUUGUACAAAUCCACCCAUGUAAGAACUCGGUUGAACAGAACCCCCUUUAUACGAUAGUAUAUUAAAUUAUUAUAUCUA